AUGCUUGGUCUCGUUUCAAACAACUUAGAUAGAGUGUGCGCAAGACACCAGCGAUACAUAGCCGUUUUAUCUGGGCUUAAGGUUAGUCACUUAACUCAACCUGAGGUUGUUGAGAGAAUGAAAGUUUUGCAUCAAGCAAACCUCGCCGGCGAAGAGUCUGUACUUGAGCUUACACAGAGUAAAACGCGUAAUUGGUUCACGUCUUUACAUCGUCCUUACAAGACCGCAGAUGAUUUAGGGCAUUACAAAUUUUCGCAGAAAGCAAGGUGGCCUACCAAGAGCAUUGAGCAACGCCUAUUCGACGUUGAUUUCAAAACAAAAGCGAUCUCGUUGUUGGUAUCUCCAGAGGUCACAGGGGAAGAUUGGGAUUCUGAAUCUGCGCUUAAAUGCUGGGAUGAUCAAGGAUCUGUCAACAUGCCGCUGUUGAAAUGGUGGUGGACAAUGCGCGAUGGUGGAAUUGCUCGGAUUGUAGAUGAAGAGCUCGAUAUGUACAAGCACCACACUCGACAGCGACUAUUUGGGAAUGAAAACAAAGGGUGGCUGGUAACGGCUUAUUAUUCUAUAGUGCAACAACUAGCAUCACAAGAUCCAGUGCAUUACGCAAUGUAUGCGGCUUUGAGACCCGAUCACUGCACAAGCUUGAUAUCUUACCCAUACUAUGCAAAAUAUUCCGAGUUCGACAAGGAGCACCCGUACACAGGGGGUUUUGAGCAUGUUGAUCACAACAUCGAGAGGCUUAUUCACGGGAAUCUCAAUGUAAUUUCUCAGAUCCAAGGCUCAAUUAGCCUUGAUGAUGAAACACCCGACAACUGUACCAAGAUUGCUCCAGGGUUCCAUAAGGAAGGAGUGCUAGAAAACUGGUGGAAGAGGAUGCCCGAUAAAUAUAAAAAGAACGAACAUGUCACACGUGUCAAAUCAUUAGCAUCAUCCCCUCUCAGUUGGGAGGUUGUACCAUGCCGACAAGGUGAUGCGAGGAUUACAAUGCCGCAACUUCCACAUGGAGCACAACCGAGAUUUUCUGGUAUGAGCAGACGCCGAUGCGUGUUGCCAUGGCUUACGAGGGUUGAUAAUGAUCACAGUACGCUACCCAACACUCCCGAGGGUGCUGGAACAGCUCAAGACAUUGCUCUUGCUCGCAUUGCGUGUGUACAUCCUAAAGCAACACCAUCAGGCAAGUCGAUCAAUAACUCGAAGGUCCCAUAUAGAUUUCCGGCAUGUGUUCGGCUUGAAUCAUUAGGCGCCUUGUCUGAUGCUCUAAUUGGCCUUCGAAAUUGGGAUGCUCCCGAGGUUAUUCUUGAGCAGGAAGUGUUAUUCGGAGAAGACAAAAUGGCAGCAUUAAGGUACAUUCUAGCUUGGAGGAAGAGAGCUUAUGCUGCUGCGCACACAGCUUUUGAAAUAAUCAAACAAGCUGAGCAAGACACCUUUAAGUCCAAGUCUUUUUGGAAUAAAGAUGCUGCAGAUUACCCGUUUGAGUCAGAGGGUUGGAGCGAUAAGUUAUCGGAUUCUAACGCAGAUACUGAAAUUGAAGCGCAUUACAAUGGUGGUCACGACUUUGGAUUAGGAAGCUAUGAUGUAGAUGAGAAUGAUGAAAGCGAAAAAACCUUAUGA
Molecule: messenger RNA, 1608 nt
Organism: Sclerotinia borealis F-4128
Lineage: Eukaryota; Fungi; Ascomycota; Leotiomycetes; Helotiales; Sclerotiniaceae
Source: the annotation of a GenBank genome assembly